AUGUGGAUUUUCUGCACUAUUUUCGAGCCAUUGCUUCAAAUGGUUCUCAAGAAGGUAAGUUCUGCUCACGAGAUGUGGAGUGAUCUAGAGAACCAGUUUCGCACCAACAAAGACACAAAGAUCAUUCAACUUGACAAUGAAUUACGCACUAUUACUCAAGGUGAUUAUGAUAUCGCCUCUUACUGUACUCGAAUCAAAUCCAUUACAAACAUGCUUGAUAAUAUUGACUCUAUUGUUCCUGAAAAGAACAUUGUUAUUUAUACUAUCAACGGAUUACAUCCCAAGUUCGAGAAUGUUGCUACAAUCAUUCAUCAUAGUGAUCCCCUGCCUUCAUUCCUUAAAGUCCGCUCAAUGCUCAUGGAUCAAGAACAACGCCUCAAACAAAUUGCUACACCACCCAAUUCUAGUGCAACUUCUUCUUCUCCUACUAUUUUGAUUUCUGAACAGCAACAUCAAAACAUUAAUAAUCCUUCUAGUUCGGAAAAUUUUAACCACCGAGGUGGUCGAACCAGUGGUCCAGGACGAGGAAGGGGUGGCGAAAGUCGUGGUGGUCGUUGGUCUCACAAUUCCAGUCAACAUGUUCAUACACCACGGACUUGA
Lactuca sativa (garden lettuce) is the source of this 600-nucleotide messenger RNA. RefSeq lists its product as uncharacterized. The record is from RefSeq and is a predicted model, not a curated record. NCBI's taxonomy places the organism in Eukaryota, Viridiplantae, Streptophyta, Magnoliopsida, Asterales, Asteraceae.